UCUGGACAGAAAGGCAAAGCAAAGGAGAUUUCCAAUCAAGGAAAGUAUCAUCAACAGCGGCGCAAUGAGCUAAACCAACAAGCUGCUGCGUGGAUCUUCAAAGAAACCAAUCGACGUUCACCUCCUGGUACAAUCGACCUUCACGGUUUAUACGUCCACGAGUCAAUCUCUUACACCGAAUCAUUCAUCGAAAGAGAACAACGGACAGGUGGCCAGAAAACACUUCGUGUGAUCGUUGGCAAAGGAAUUCACUCGGCUCAUCACAUACCGCGGUUGAAACCUGCUAUCGAAAACAUGGUCACAAAGUAUGAUUUGGCUAUCCAUGUAGAUCCUCAUAACGCCGGAGUCCUAUUACUCGACUUG
Messenger RNA from Melampsora larici-populina 98AG31, 363 nucleotides. RefSeq lists its product as uncharacterized. The record is from RefSeq and is a predicted model, not a curated record. The annotation marks the transcript as partial. The transcript has 2 exons. Lineage: Eukaryota; Fungi; Basidiomycota; Pucciniomycetes; Pucciniales; Melampsoraceae.